AUCACUAAUUUCUCUCUCCUGCUGCAAGUGCCUUGACCUAUUUCAGCUUCAGCUACAACAGUCAAUUCAGUUCAGCAUUUCCUAAAGGCCUUCAAAGCACUCUCAUCUCCAACAUCAUCUUAAAUCAUCUUUCAGUAUUACCUCAAUGUGACUUGGCAGUCACCUUCAUCAGCCGCUCCCUCUCUCCAAAUAACUUCUGGAAUUUACGCACCCUUACCCCCAGUGAACUUCGUUCACGGUGGAACCUCCGACCACGCCGACGGAACAAUGGCCUCAUCUCGCAUCCGGAAAAAGUAUCUACAGUUCCCUAAAACCGUAUUUGGACUAAGAUGCUCUCAACAUCGGGCCAAGAAGAUGUGCCAUGUCUUUCGGUACUACAAAGGACGAGGACAUUCAGGAGCAACCAAAGAGAAACUGCUCGAAAUUCUUGUUGAACUUGAAGAUGAAUUGCCAAAUCAGGAAGUUGAGAUAGUCAAAAGCUGGCUAGAAGCGGAUCGGUCAGUUGGGGCACUUGGAGAUCAGCUAGAUGUUGCGCGGGGAAGGUAUCCUGGAGCUGAGUGCUGUGUUUGUACCGACUCCUUCCCUCAACAUCGGUUCCCCAACGUCACUUCGACAUGCGACCAUGGGCCAACAGUCUGCGAGGAUUGCAUUAAGCAGAGCGUUAAUACCCAGAUUAUGCAAGUGGCUUGGGACAAGAUCAAGUGCCCAGAGUGCUCUGAGGCAUUGCAGUACGAUGUUGUCAAGAAGUGGGCUUCUAAGAAAUCGUUUGAGAAGUAUGAUGAAAACUCUGCAAAAUCGGCAAUGACAGAGCUCACUAUGUGUCUGGGAGCCAAUUGCGGUUCAGGUCAGAUCCAUGAUGGUGGAGAUGCUCAACCAAUCAUGACUUGCAAUGAGUGUGGCUUCAAAACCUGCUAUACUCACAAGAUGCCAUGGCAUUCAGGACAGACUUGUAGACAGUACGAAAUAGACAGAAAAGAGAGGAUGGAGCAAGAAGCAGCCUCAGAGAAGUUCAUCCGCGAGAAAUUGGCAGCCAAGACCUGUGCUGAUCCUUCCUGCGGUGCCCGCAUUCAAAAGAGAGGUGGCUGCGACCAUAUGUCGUAUGUGGUUAUGAGUUCUGCUAUGUGUGCUUGGCUCCUUGGCAGAGAAUCAUACUCGAGGGAAACACAGCUCAUUCUCCGAGUUGCAAGCAUCACACCAACAAUCUUCCGAACAUUCGUUACUAGUCAGAGGAAGAAACCGAUGACAACGAAGUUCUCGAAUAGAACCUUAAAGUGUAAGGGUAGGGCUCUGUUCUGCGUGUACUAUUAGUUGCGCCGCUUUAUGCUCUCUGCGUUGGUUUUAUUCCUCACAAACAUUGCAAAUGUCAAAAAUCGGCGGACAACUUAGUGGAAAGCAGCCUGAGCUGCGCAAUACUCUUUGGCAUGGGUUUCACAGACACA
This is a messenger RNA of Cadophora gregata, 1439 nucleotides long. RefSeq lists its product as uncharacterized. Gene Ontology annotation, biological process: positive regulation of proteasomal ubiquitin-dependent protein catabolic process; ubiquitin-dependent protein catabolic process; protein polyubiquitination. Gene Ontology annotation, cellular component: ubiquitin ligase complex; cytoplasm. Lineage: Eukaryota; Fungi; Ascomycota; Leotiomycetes; Helotiales; Ploettnerulaceae. Bases 268 to 1308 code for a protein of 346 amino acids. The record is from RefSeq and is a predicted model, not a curated record. Gene Ontology annotation, molecular function: ubiquitin conjugating enzyme binding; ubiquitin protein ligase activity; zinc ion binding. The transcript is spliced from 3 exons.